Colletes gigas is the source of this 1229-nucleotide messenger RNA. Its product is annotated as DNA primase large subunit-like. NCBI's taxonomy places the organism in Eukaryota, Metazoa, Arthropoda, Insecta, Hymenoptera, Colletidae. The record is from RefSeq and is a predicted model, not a curated record. Gene Ontology annotation, cellular component: alpha DNA polymerase:primase complex. Gene Ontology annotation, biological process: DNA replication, synthesis of primer. The transcript has 7 exons. The coding region runs from base 1 to 1188 and encodes 395 amino acids.
AUGGCAUAUAUGCCAAUUAGAUCUCAAUUUAAUAAUGGAAUAAAUCAAAAGAUUUCUGAAUAUGUAUAUACGCAUGAUUUACAAAUGUACUCUGUACCACCGUACGGAGAAAUUGAAUUUGAAGAAUUACAGCAGUGGUGCGUCGAUAGAUUAAGAGAGAAGAAAUGGUUGUUCAAGCAAGAGGUGAAAUUAUUCAGGUGGAGAUUGUCUUUAUUGAAUAAAGAUAGCAUCGAAGCAUUUAAUUGUGCCAAUGGAUUACGAUAUAAUGCUAUCUCCGAAGAAGAAAAACAGAAGAUCAUAGAAGAUGUAAAAAGAACCUAUUGGUACAUUAAAAAUAUAGAUAACAUGAAAGUUUACACAGUACAUUUCACUAGUGUAAUAAAUGAAGUUAUGAAACGUCAAAUAUUUUUAAGAGACGGUAUUGCUUAUGUGCCGGAAACAAAAAUAUCUUGGUUGAUUCUUUCAGAGUUUAAAAAGAAAUUGAACGAAGGAUUUACAUAUUCACGACAAACUGCGUCAAAUAUUUAUAAUGAUGGCAGAUUAACAAAACUUUUUAGCGUACUUUCAACUUGCAGUAAACCUAGUUAUUUCAAAUAUAAUAGACGUCGGCGAGUGUCUAUUAAGGAACUAGAUCAGUUAUCAACGACAUCUUAUCCAUUAUGCAUGAGAGUACUUCACGAAGCAUUAAAAACAAAGCAUCAUCUCACAAAUGGUGGAAGAGUUCAGUAUUGUCUGUUUCUUAAAGGAAUAGGACUCAGAUUGAAAAAUGCAUUACGAUUUUGGGAAGAUGAAUUUACCAAAAAAAUUACCAAAAAUACUUUCCAAAGGAAGUACAGAUAUACCAUACGACAUUUGUAUGGGCAAGAAGGAAAACGAGCGAAAUACGAACCUUUCCAUUGUAUUAAAAUAUUAAACUCUAGCGUUGGUUUGCGAGAUAAUCAUGGUUGCCCGUUUAAAUGUAUGACACUUGAUGCACUUAAAGACACAUUGAUCAAAUGUGGAUUGGUUCGAUCAGAUGUAGAAUCGGUGACGCAACUUUCAAGAAAUGGGUUUUAUCUCGAAGCAUGCAAGGAAUAUUAUGAGAUUACUCAUAAUUGUAUAACAAGGAAUACUUUUGACCAUCCAAAUGUAUAUUUUAAUUAUAGCUGGAAAAUGUUUGAAAGUAUGAAUUCAGAUACUGGGAACUGAAUUAUCAACAAUUUACCAAGAGAGUGAGGAGAAAGGAGAUG